Oncorhynchus tshawytscha (Chinook salmon) is the source of this 1099-nucleotide messenger RNA. RefSeq lists its product as uncharacterized. NCBI's taxonomy places the organism in Eukaryota, Metazoa, Chordata, Actinopteri, Salmoniformes, Salmonidae. The transcript has 8 exons. The coding region runs from base 207 to 887 and encodes 226 amino acids. The record is from RefSeq and is a predicted model, not a curated record.
ACAGAUCACUUCAAACCACAACUGCAAUACAGUCGAUAGAUAAUAAUCCUACAGCUGCAGAGAAUAAAACAGUACACUUGGUUAAGUGGAAACUGGUAGUGCAGAAUUGAAUGGAAUGUUUUUUAGAUCCAUGUUGGAACACAGAGGUCAUUUUCAACAGGGCUCUUAUGUAUAAUGUCAUAUUUUGAUGAAGGGGUGCACUAUAAAUGGCACACAAGAUGAAAUACUACACAGUUGAGACUGGCAAUACUUUGGAUUCUCACAUUCAGUUUAUGAGACGACUCAACAACACCACAAGGUGUUUUACGGAAGUCAAGUCUCCAGAGGAGAGUGAUGUCAUCAUGGCUUUCUGUCCCAUCGUCUCUCGCGCCGGGACUGAUAUUGAUGCAGCACUGCAACAGAUUCCAAAGGGUAAAGAUGUCAUUCUGGUAGUGCUGCAUCACACCUUCAACCCAGACGACACUGUACCUUACAGCAGCAGACUAGUGACCAGAAGUGAUGUAAUACUCACAGUGGACUGUCUGUUCCAUGAGAGACUGGGAGGACUACUGGACUGUCCUCGCAAUGAUGCAGCAGUCAGAAAUAUUAGGCAGAAGUUUGACACAGUGGACUGUCUGUUCCAUGAGAGCCAGGGACUACUGGACUGUCCUCGCAAUGAUGCAGCAGUCAGAAAUAUUAGGCAGAAGUUUGACAUAGAUCCUAUGGCCAGAAAUUGUGACUGUCUAGCUUGGAUUCUAAACGCUGCCAUGGGGUUACUGUCUUUAUGCCGCAACUGCCCUUGUAUGGUGUUUUCUUACAUGAUGGGGCUCAUCUCAGGCAAAAAUCCAUGUCCCUUUGCAAGACCUCAUUCCAGAAAUGAAGACUAUUUACAUUUGGCCCAACUAUGAACAUGUGAUAAUAUAUAGUGUGACUCCUGUAAACGUGAUGAUCAAUUCCCUUAGAGAACAAAUGUUAUGGAUUACAUCUUUAAUUGCAUGUCAUUUAGGCCUACUUGAGAAAGUACAGAUAAUUUACAGUGGUAAUGUAUGGAAUUAGGCCUGGCUGUAUCAAUGUAACAAUAAUAUGGAAAUAAAAAAGAAACUGGAUUUGUGGAAGGGCA